This is a messenger RNA of Tetranychus urticae (two-spotted spider mite), 2264 nucleotides long. Its product is annotated as nitric oxide synthase-interacting protein. Gene Ontology annotation, cellular component: nucleus. The record is from RefSeq and is a predicted model, not a curated record. Lineage: Eukaryota; Metazoa; Arthropoda; Arachnida; Trombidiformes; Tetranychidae. Gene Ontology annotation, molecular function: ubiquitin protein ligase activity.
CUGCGCAAUGAAGUGGGCUGGCCUUACUUGUCAAAACAGUUUUGGCAAAACUUUCUUUACAACCUGUAUCUAACUGAGUUUGUUUUUAAAUUUUCUAGGCCAAUUCUGUAUCAAUCAGUGACAUUAAUUAAUUUUAAACCAUCUUGAAUGAGUUUCACAAAUGCAUGAUCACAUUAUUUUCUUUUGGUUGCUAGUUUCAGCGUCAUUUCUGUUCCUCAUUUUAGUUUAUCUGAUACAUCAACAAUUCAUCGGAGUUUUGGCCCCUUCUGAUAAUUACAACAUUUUACAGUGAGAUAAGUAAACUACUGGUUCUGAUCAUCUACUGGUCAGUGUGAAAUAGAAAGAUAGAUAAAAAAACAGAUAGAAAGCUGGAAUGACUCGACACGCAAGAAACAAUACAGCAUCUGCUUGUUAUACUUAUCAUGAAAGACAAAGGGAUACACAGAACAGUGGCUAUGGAACAAUCAAGGAACGAUUAGCUAAAGAUUCUGUUGGUGACUUUGAUGCUUGCUGUCUGACCCUUCAGCCAUGUCGUUAUCCAGUUGUUACACCUGAAGGCUUCCUAUUUGACAAAGAAGCGGUUUUAGAAUAUAUAAUUCACAAAAAAGCUGAAAUUGCAAGGAAAUUGAAACAAUAUGAAAAAGAUAAGAAGAAACAUGAAAUGGAAAUGGCUGAACUUGCUGAAGCUGAGGAGCAAACCAAAGCAGAAAAAUUUUCAAACAUGGAGAGAGGAUUAAUCAAUCCUUCAACUCUAAACGGUAGUUCAACAUCGAAUGAUAUUUCUAAGCCUGGACCAUCAAGUGAAAAGUCAGUUUCUAAUAUGGCUAAAGGACUCGAGAAAAAAUUACCUAGCUUCUGGAUUCCAUCACUGACUCCUAAAGAUGAAAGUAAAGAUCCACUUAAGGCACCAGAUACAACGAUUAGAUGUCCAAUGAGUGGUAAACCAUUGAAGGCCAAAGAUCUUAUUCCAGUAAAUUUUACUCCAGUAGACCCAAGCUUAACUCGAGAGCAACUGAUCGCUAAGCAGGAAAGAUAUUUAUGUCCAGUGACGAGAGAUAUUUUGAACAACUCGGUUCCAUGUGCUGUCUUAAAAACAUCGGGUAAUGUUGUAACACUGGAUUGUAUUGAAAGAAUAAUACGGAAAGACAUGAUUGAUCCAACUAAUGGUAAACCACUCAAAGAAAAGGACAUAAUAAUUCUCCAGAGAGGCGGAACUGGCUUCGCAAGCACGAAUAAACUCGAAUCAAAAAUAAAAAAACCUGUUAUGCAAGUUUAAAAUAAUAUUUGACUGAUUUAUUUCACCAACCAUCAAAAGAUCAAAUUUUCAAAUUUCAUCAGGCCUUUAUAACCAACCAUGAUUUUAAGAUAUUUUGAGUGGCAAAUUGUGAGAAAUAAUUGUAAUCUUCAAAAUUGAGCUCACUGAGAAAAUUUAGUAUCCAAUGUGAAGAGCCAAAUUGUUAAUUUUAUAUCAUUUUAUUUAUUUGGUGUGUAAGAUAAUAUUUAUUUACGUGAUGGUUCACUAUUACUUUCUUCGAUUACUUUUGAUCUAAUUCAUGAGCUCUAAUAUUAUAACAUGAGUUCAAAAGAUAAAAAUGACGAUAAAGAACCGAAGAAUCGACGUCACACAAUCAAUUUACCGACUAAAACCAAGGAAGACGAACCCAACUCUAAGGAUAAAAAAGUUGAAAGAUCUGCAUCUGUUGAAGUAUAUUUUCCGACAUCUAAUGAAAACCAUCCAAAGCAAGCUCACAAAAUAUGGGACAUUUUAACAGUACCAGACGAAAAGGAGGAAGAUAAGAUUCUUGCAAAGAUUAAAAAAAUAACCCAGGAUAAGCUUCAAAAGGAUUUGGUCAAGAAAGCUUCGCAACAGAAUUUGAACAGCAUUGAAGCUGAAGCUGAUCCAUUGAACGAUUGCUUUGUUCUAGAUCUAAAUCAAAAUUUGCAUUUAAAUGAAAAUUCAGAGGAUAAUACAAAUUUUGCUGACGUCGAACAUAAAGCAGAUAAAGUUAAAGAAGACGAGCCUUUAAAACACAAGAUGGAAUCUAAAACAGCGAGUAUGAGGGCAAAAUUAUUGAAAGGCAAAGGAGGCAAAAGUCCCGACAGUAAAAAGCCAAAGUAACAUAUAUUUAUAACCUACUAUACAUAGCCAUUUAACUUUAUAUUUCACGAUUUUUAUUUUCACCCUUCCGCUGUGAUUGGAAUUGAAUUUUUACUAAGUUCGUAAUUAGUAAAAUUAAAUUAUUGACGUCCUAUACACAAUAUUA